CACCCCCGCUGCAGCCCUCCCCGUGCCCCCCGGCGGGCGCUGGCUGCUGGGCUGCGGUGACUCAGCGCGGGGCUGGGGCUGACUCAGCGUGACGCGCAUAAAGGGCGGCGCGGAGGCCGUGCUGUCCGGUGAGGAGGUUCUCGCCGCUCUGCCGCUAUGGAGCUCCCGGGGCUGGGCGAGCACUGCUCGGAGCGAGCCUGCAAGCAGCUGGACUUCCUUCCUCUGAAAUGUGAUGCAUGUGGGGAACUCUUCUGUAAAGAUCACAUCCGUUACGACGACCACAAGUGUAGCUCUGCCUACAAGAAAAAUGUGCAGGUUCCUGUGUGUCCACUUUGUAACGCACCUAUCCCGGUACAGAAGGGGGAAAUACCAGAUUUUGUGGUUGGAGCCCACAUGGAUAAGGACUGCAAAUAUAAUCCAGCACAGCAAAAGCAGAGGAUCUUCACAAACAAGUGCUUAAAGCCAGGCUGCAAAAAGAAAGAGAUGAUGAAGUUGGUUUGUGAACAGUGUGGUGGCAACUUCUGCAUAAAACAUAGGCAUCCUCUGGAUCAUGACUGUAAAGGGGGCGGCCCCAUCUCCAAGGCAGGAUAUGCAGCUCUGAUGAGAGCCUCCCAGACUGCCUUCAAGUCCACGGGAGCAAUUGGAGUGCCAUCUAAUGGGAGCCUUCAGCACAACAGAUGCAGAUAGUAGAGGCUCUUCACAUCUGGAUCAAACCUCUGUCUACUUUAAAAUGAAUCCUAUCUACACCUCUUGAAAAUUUUCAAUUAACUUAUUUUUGUAUUAUAAUGUUUUAUGCAUUCAAUAAACUGUCACCCUUUCC
This is a messenger RNA of Cuculus canorus (common cuckoo), 820 nucleotides long. RefSeq names its product zinc finger AN1-type containing 2A (gene ZFAND2A). The transcript is spliced from 6 exons. The record is from RefSeq and is a predicted model, not a curated record. Gene Ontology annotation, molecular function: zinc ion binding. The coding region runs from base 157 to 687 and encodes 176 amino acids. Gene Ontology annotation, biological process: protein targeting to ER; proteasome-mediated ubiquitin-dependent protein catabolic process. Gene Ontology annotation, cellular component: cytoplasm; endoplasmic reticulum. Lineage: Eukaryota; Metazoa; Chordata; Aves; Cuculiformes; Cuculidae.